UUGUGAGGGGCAGGCUCGCGCACGUCCGCUCGCCUAGUGACAUUUAAAGCGCGCGUCUGCUUCACUGUGCGUCACACGCUCGCCACUGGCGCUUCAAAAUAGUUUGCAUUUAGCACACAUUCAACUAUAUCCAAAAGACAUGGCGUCCGUCACUUUAGGACAGCAUCUCGCUCAACACCUACGCGACCCGGAUCAGCAACUCCUUCACAAACUCAAGUCGGGUGACAGAAAGAAAUUCGCGCGUAAAUGGUCGCUGGAGAAAAUAAAGCGAAGCAGAGCGAGUGAUGUGGACAGCGCGAGAGCCGCAGUCUCAGCAUCGCUCAUGUUAUUCAAUCACGAGCCUUCUUCAGCAUCUCACAACCGAGACUGUAGCUCAGGCUGGCCACGUAGUGGCAUGGACGGAUCGCCCGCAGACAUGGACAGAGAAAACGCCAACAAUAAUAACGGAAUAUUCCGCAGGCACAGCGCCGGGAGCCGGAGGAGCUCGGGGAAGAGUCACGCGUCUUCAUCACCGCAAGAAGUUCACAAUACCUCGCCGCGAUGUAACUUCAUCUGCCCGCCGCCAGACGAGCUGGAGGGACUGCAGAUCGACAAACUGACGCGAGGGAAGUCAGGAGUGGUAAAGAUGCGAAAUGAGCCUCUCAGGAGGGAGGCAUGGUCCAUCUUCAACCAGAGAGACCCGAGGGUGAAGGCUGAGAAGGGAGAGGGCCACAGCUUCACCUCCACACCGCUGAGUCAGGACUGGUGCGACGCCUGCAGCCGCCAGAUCAGCAGCGCUGCGCUCAAAUGCCAGAACUGCAGCUACACAUGUCAUCUGGAGUGUCAGGGACUCGUUCAGCUGGACUGCAACCAACUAGAGAGGCGGACAGAGGAUGUGUCUGACCCUAAUCUACAGCGCCCCUGUGCCAGAGACCCUCAGGAGACCGUGAGUUCACUCGCUUGCCCAUCCCUGCUUUAUAAGACACAGCUUCUCACUAUCGACUUAUUAAAC
Danio rerio (zebrafish) is the source of this 991-nucleotide messenger RNA. Lineage: Eukaryota; Metazoa; Chordata; Actinopteri; Cypriniformes; Danionidae. The record is from RefSeq and is a predicted model, not a curated record.